UGUGGCGACACUCACGGAAAUGGUAACCACAGAUAAUGGAGGAGGCACUUAACCUUAAGAUCAUGAGGAAAAAGAUCCAGAUUUUUCAGCGGCGCCGCGCCCCCAUUUCCUUCGGUUUCGGAAUUUUUCUGUACUACGGUUAUGGUCGUGCAGCUCUUUCGUCUAGAUCUAGAUCUUCUAGUACUCCCGAGGGGGAGCCAACACGGCCUCUGGCGAACCUCCAGGCCAAAACGUUGUACGACCCGGAUAUGUAUCAUUUUUUGCGCAAGGAGAAGCCUCAGUGGAGAGGCGAAAACUUUCUCCCGGACGAAAAGAUACAGGAGCUCAUUGAUGCAUUUUGGCUGGACGAAGAGAAGAAGGAAGACGCCCUGCUGGCUUGGUAUAAUCCACUCGAAGAACGGGGCGAUGCAGCUGCAGACGCAAAUAAACUCUUUACCCGGGAGGGCAGGAAAACAAAAGCCGCAGACGCCCUGCAAGUCAGUUUGCGCGCGCUGGCACGCGACGGGUUGGUGCAGCACCGCUUUGGCUUCGAUUUGACAAACGUCGUCCGCCGACGGAUCAUACCGGGACAUCAACAAUUUACGGACGCCGCAAGCUCGGAAACGAAUUUCACGGCACUUGCGAAUCGAAUACGCGGGGACCGAGAUCUCCGGCGCUUGCAGCGAAGAUAUUUUCAAACGGCGGUGGCGCGGUUUGUUUUCACCGUGGAUCUACCCACCUGGUUUCGGCGUUGGGAUUGGGGACAGGAGUGCCCCUAUCAAAUGUAAAAAUGUCUGGGUCUGGAAGAAUGCAACUUGUAAUGCUAAAUCUGAAGCAUGCAAAAAUCUGUGUUGCAUGAUUACCAAAAGUCGUCCAGUUUUGACCAAGUCGGGAGGGAGUUUCUCAUGCAGGAUAGGCAUGAGAGAGAUCGCGCAGAAUCUGUCAUGCUAGGUCCUGCAUUCCAGACUUCAUGGGUCAUGGAAAAGCUGCAUGACAAGUCACGCAUUCUUCCAGACCCAGACAUUUUUACAGUUGAUAGCCCCGUGGGAACUGCUGAUGUUGGUCCACCGCCACCUUUGUCUAUCCAGGAAAAAACACCCAUCCCCAUCCAAUUUGUCAUGCAAAACAUGCAUAAAGUCCACUAUUUGCCAUGCAAAAAAUGGAUGGGGAUGGGUGUUUUUUCCUGGAUAUUGUCCGCCCGCGAGCGGCAGCUCAUCGAAGACUUCCGUCGCGAUGGAUUCGUGCGAGUGCCGUCUUUCGUCAAGCCGCUUGACCAGCAGGAGCAGGGAGACGAUAACCAUAUUAACUCUUUGGCAAAAGCCACGAAACACGUCAGGCCGAAUGAUCGGGCGUGGCUUUUACCACUUCUGGCCGACCGGCACUCGUUGCUACGGAAGCUGGUUCACGGGUAUUUGCGUUCGUCGGAUGUGUCAUUUACCGGCGGCGUAGGGUAUUUCAAGCUGAAGGGCGACCUUCGUAAGCACCAGUAUGACAACGCACUAUGGCAUCACGACGGGUGUGGCACGCGGCUGAAAGUGUACCUGUACCUCACCGACGUGCCGGCAGAUCCCAGAAAAGGAUUUCCGACCCGGAUUAUGCGGAACACACACCACACGCACUGGCUCUCACCCACCGACUACUUUCACGGCCCCGUUCGAGCGGCGAACAAGCUGCAGGACGCUGCUGUUAGGACUGCGUUCUUCAACGAAGAAUAUGAUCAACAGGGCGACCAGGAGGAGAGGUCACAACCAGAUGAAGCGGAAAUAACGGGAAGAGAAUCUACUUCGCAAGAGUCCGAAGAGGAACAUAAUUUUUUUCAAAACGGGACUACAACUGAGUUGUACACCGGGGGACGAUACCAGGACCCGGACUUCUCGAGGAUUGAGUACAUGGAUGGCAAAGCUUUCGGGGGUUUUAUUUUUGAUACAAACGCGCUCCACGGCGUCAAUCUCGAGGAAAGCGACGUAAAGGAGCGGCUGCCUCGGGAGGUGUACGUCAUGGAAUUUGCCGCGAUGAGACAUGUGGAUCACUUGCCGCGGUCUUGGUCAGGUAUGCAUGAGCCCGGUUACGUUCACCAUCCGCUCUGUAACCCCAGGUUUAAUCCUGCACGGAUCAACUGGCGGUACUGUGAAAGAAAAGUAGAAAUUCACAGCUGAGCAGGACGGCUUCCGUCCGUGAAUAAGAAAAAGCAAAGGCAGGGUUUCCUUUUGCUUGAAGUGUGCAACGAGCUGACGCAUGCUGGCUCCUGUGAUGAAACAAGAAGAACCACAAACGCGGCGUGAAAAAACAGCUAGACAACUACUCGAAUUGGAUCACACACACACUGUUUUUGCAAUUGAUCGAGCCCUGUUUUUCCAAG
Messenger RNA from Amoebophrya sp. A120, 2338 nucleotides. The record is from the annotation of a GenBank genome assembly. Lineage: Eukaryota; Dinophyceae; Syndiniales; Amoebophryaceae.